Molecule: messenger RNA, 840 nt
Organism: Cucumis melo (muskmelon)
Lineage: Eukaryota; Viridiplantae; Streptophyta; Magnoliopsida; Cucurbitales; Cucurbitaceae
Exons: 5
Coding region: 108-803 (231 amino acids)
Source: RefSeq, a predicted model, not a curated record
AGAAGAAGAAAAAGUCGCCGCCGUUGAAAUUUCUUGUUGUUCCGCCACCGUCCGUCGCCGACCGCCCUCGCCGUUGUUCCUCGUCGCCGUCUGCCACUUUAGCCAUUAUGUCAUAUCGACGAUCAAAUUUUAUGGAGACGGACGAUAUGUUCCUCCAGUUUGAGGACGAUUUAGAUAAUAACAUCGCGGGAGGGUCAUCAUCUGUGGGCGACAAUACGGGGUCUUAUUCUCAACAAACGACUCCGACUCCUAGGAGACGUGCGCAGUCUCGACUCUUGGAGUUAGAGCGCCACGUUGCAAUAAAUGGGCGCAUUCCGAUGACGAUCGCCCCUGGAGCGGAGAAGCCUAUUUCUCCACACGUCGUUCGCUUCAGCCAGGCGAUAGGCGUGUGCGUGCGAAAGACAUUUCCCGUCCGCUGUCUUAAGUGGACGGACGUUGGGAGAGAAUACAUUGAGGUCGUCAAGGGCGACCUCCAGCGAUUCUUUGUGCUUGAUUUCAAUGAUCAAGCAAUGAACAGGUUUGUUGAGCAUCAGAUGCUCACGACCUUUAAAGAGUUCCGGGCCGACUGUCAUAGACAUUUCAAAAAGUACAGCGACCCGGAGGAGGCUCGUGCCAACCCACCAAACGCAUUGGUUGGACGUGAUGAGGAUUGGCACUUCCUCUGCGACCAUUAUAUCAGCCGUGCAUUCCAGGAGCAAUCACGGACAAACAAGGCUGCUAGACAGAAGCAGCCUUACAAUCAUAGUAGCGGGUCCAAGUCGUUUCUACAACGACAGUAUGAGCUCGCUGAAAGAAGAGGGUAGCCGGUCGAUCAUGUGGAAUUGUUCCGAGAAACACACG